UAUUUCGGACAUUUCGGUUUCCCUUUGGCGUUGGUUUGCUAUUUGGUAGUUUUGCUCCGGGAACCUACAAAAUUGAAGAACGACGUUUGGUUGACUAUUUGUGAAUUGCGAAUAAAUUUGAUCGAUAGUCCGUACUUCAAUAACUGGAACGAGCAAAACUUGGACGUAACACAAAGUUCUUCAAUUAUUGGUUCUGUGUUCAUUCUUUGGAUUAGUCUGGACAGUAAUUUGGGUCCAAAUUCUGGUUCUACUGAACGAAGGCGUACUAUGGAAAGUCGAAGCAAAAGACAGAGGGAAAACGACGAAUUGGACGGUAAAAAUUUCCAGAGUUGUUUGUGGUAUGUAUGA
This is a messenger RNA of Schistosoma haematobium, 348 nucleotides long. RefSeq lists its product as uncharacterized. The record is from RefSeq and is a predicted model, not a curated record. The transcript is spliced from 3 exons. NCBI's taxonomy places the organism in Eukaryota, Metazoa, Platyhelminthes, Trematoda, Strigeidida, Schistosomatidae. The annotation marks the transcript as partial.